UCGGGGCUCGGGGGCGGAGCCUGAGGCGGGACCGCGGACCGAAGUGCCGCGGAAGAUGGCGGCUGAGGAGCUGAGUGGAGGGGAGGUACCGGCCUGCAACUCCGGCCGGAGUGAUGCCAUCUGCAAUUUUGUCAUUUGCAAUGAUUCUCCCCUUCGAAGUCAACCUAUUAUCUUCAAUCCUGACUUUUUUGUGGAGAAACUCCGACAUGAGAAACCAGAGGUGUUCACCGAGUUGGUGGUCAGCAAUAUCACAAGACUUAUUGAUUUGCCUGGAACUGAGUUGGCUCAGCUGAUGGGGGAAGUGGACCUUAAGUUGCCUGGUGGUGCUGGCCCAGCCGCAGGCUUCUUCAGGUCUCUAAUGUCUCUCAAGCGGAAGGAAAAAGGAGUGGUAUUUGGAUCUCCUCUGACAGAGGAAGGCAUUGCUCAGAUAUACCAACUGAUUGAAUAUCUGCACAAAAACUUGCGAGUGGAAGGCUUGUUCAGAGUACCGGGCAACAGUGUCCGACAGCAGCUUUUGAGGGAUGCUCUCAACAGCGGAACUGAUAUUGACUUGGAUUCAGGAGAGUUUCACUCAAAUGAUGUUGCUACACUGCUGAAGAUGUUUCUAGGAGAGUUACCAGAACCCCUCCUGACCCAUAAACAUUUCCAUGUACACCUUAAAAUUGCUGAUUUGAUGCAGUUUGAUGAUAAAGGAAACAAGACCAACAUACCAGACAAGGAGCGGCAGAUUGAGGCCCUGCAGCUGCUUUUCCUCAUCCUGCCUCCAGCUAACCGUAACCUGCUGAAGUUACUGCUUGACCUCCUUUACCAGACCGCGAAGAAGCAAGACAAGAAUAAGAUGUCCGCCCACAACCUUGCCCUCAUGUUCGCACCCCAUGUCCUGUGGCCCAAAAACGUCACUGCAAAUGACCUUCAGGAGAAUAUCACAAAGUUAAAUACUGGGAUGGCGUUUAUGAUCAAACACUCCCAGAAACUUUUUAAGGCUCCUGCUUAUAUUCGGGAAUGUGCCAGAUUGUACUAUCUGGGCUCCAGAACUCAAGUGUCAAAGGAUGAUCUUGAUCUGACAACCUCAUGUCAUGCCAUGUCCUUCCAUCUGGCAAGAUCUCAGAAACGGAACAGGGUAGAUUCUUGUUCUCAACAGGAGGAGACUCAGCAACAUACAGAAGAGGCACUGAAAGAACUUUUCCAACAUGUUCAUAACAUGCCAGACUCCACAAAGAAGAAGCAGCUUAUUAGACAGUUCCAUAAGCAGUCUUUGACUCAAACACCGGGGCAGGAACCUUCUACUCCCAGGGUCCAGAAGAGAGCCCGUUCACGCUCCUUUAGUGGGCUUAUUAAGCGCAAAGUCCUGGGCAAUCAGAUGAUGUCAGAAAAGAAAAACAAGUCCCCUACUCCAGAGUCUGUGGCCAUGGGUGAACUGAAGAGAGUCAGCAAAGAAAAUGUGAGCUUGUUCUUUUCUGGCUCUCCAACUGUCACAAUGACACCAACAAGAUUGAAAUGGUCUGAAGGGAAGAAAGAGGCGAGGAAAGGAUUCCUCUGAAGGGUUAACUGGAGUUCCCCUGUUGUCCACGUGAAGUUUCUCUUCAGUGGGACAGGUAUUACUUCUCUUCUCAGUGAAGUUUGCAGCUCGCUCCUUGCAUUGAAUUGUGAAAGCCAAUCAAAGCAUGAUGGACUGAUACCUCUAACCCUCUCACUCACUGGAUGUCUUUGAAGCUGUGCCUCUCAGAGACUGUUCUGCUCUGUGUUUGUUUUUUAACAUCAGAAUCCACUAAACUCCUGCCCGCUGCCAGCUCACACAGUGCAGUAGGUGGGCAGCCCAGCGGUGCUUAGUCAGUGUGCUCAGGACAGCUCUGUUUCUCAAAAUAGGAAAUUUUAUGUUUAAUUGCUGGUAAUAUUUUUUAAAAGUCCUGUCAGUCUUAGUGGAUUGCUCUAUUUUAACUGGUAUUUGUGGCUUUUCUCCGUGUUGUCAGUAGGGAGUAAUUGAUUGUUGGUUUACUUGUUUUAAAAGCCAUUGUUUAGAUUAAUAACCUAGGUGUGUUCUAAGUUAAAUGCCUUUGUCGCUUUUCAUUUUGAGCUUGAGAAAUCUCUUUAUCUUAUUUGUGUUCAAAGGAUUACUAUUUCUUUAUUAUUUCUUGUGUCUAAUAUAGGGAAUUUGACACAGCAAUGAAAGAGAGUUUCAGUACAGUGUAUUUUAACAGAUUUCAGCUAUUAAUAAGCUGUGCCGCCAUGCCUCACUGUCUCCCUUAGUGAUGUGGGAAUGGCGUGUGGUUGUUAACCUGCUUCCUUCCUUCGAAUCCUCACCCGGAACAUCUCUGCUGCCACUGCAACACUUCUAUGCCAGAUCCCUGUGACUUGGAGAGAGUCACGAUCUGCUACAUAGAGCGUGCUACAGUCUGCAUGUGGUGGGAACUAACUCUGCAGUAGUCCCAGGAGAGGCUGGUUGACUUUGGUAGGAUCCUGUCACACAUUCCUAGGUGUCAAAUGUGCCACUCAACUCUCUCCUGAGAGCAGCUUGGAACAAGGAAAAUAAUGCGUAGCAAUCUCUGCAGGUCCAUAAGAUCUAAUAAAAGAGCUCCCACAGGAAGCAGAUGUGGUGUGUCACCAGUGAUCUAGGACAGUUGCUCACUGCCCCUCUCCUUGUCAGGACGGGCACAGGAAGCAAGAGUAAAACAGAACCCCUGUCCACUGAGCAGCAGGUGGUGGGUGAGGAUGGGGAGGUAUGGACUGACUUGAACCAUGCAACCAUCCUCACCCCACUGAGGGGAACCAGGCGCACAGCAAACAAAAUACGGUUUGCCAACCUAAUGCUAAACAAUUGAAAGUGCUGUGGUGUUGUUGAAAUGAGAGCUGACUUUGGGGUAGCAGAGGCUGACUUUGUGUCUCGUCAGCCCACUCUUCACACUACACUGUUUGUUUUGUUGUUGUAACAGCAGUGGUAAAGGAAAAUGUGGGUUUUGGCCUUCUAGUUGGAUAGUUUGGGAGCAGUGGAGGUGUUUAAGCUCCUUUCUCUAAAAGUGCUUUAGGUCAUUCUUAAAGAUCUUCAUUAGCAAAUUCAUUUGUCUAGGUUUUUGUUUGACUCUUUUUGUUAUUGUUGUCAUUGCUAAGAAAAAGUUUAUUUCUUUUUAAAUAAGUUUCUUAUACUAGGUAUAUAGUGAGGUCAAACAGAAAUCCUUUUGUAUUACCAAAUCUAAAUAGUUCUCCCCAGCACAAAGCUUGCUUUAAGUGUGUUCCGCCAUACUGUAGUGUGGCUCUGGGCAGAGAGCUGAGCAGUGCCUUCUGAGAGAGAGAGAGGGAAGACUGAGGAGAUGUGUGAACGAGUGAAGCCAUGCCCGGGGGCGCUCUGGGUGAGGGGAGAGAGAGAGACUUAGACUCCGUACACACACUUUUCUGUAACUAGCCUCUUGGGCAGUUACCAUGUUAUUUGGGAAUGUGUAUUUUAUUUAUUUAUUGGAUACUCAGUCUCUUGCUUUAAGGGUAUUAUAGGUCAUUUUUCUUAUGGAAGCUGUGAUCCAGUGUAAAAUAAACUUGAGGAAGAGCAUAACCGUCUUUUUGUGUCUUAUAAUAUGUGGCUGUUCUAAUCCUGUGGUAUCUUCUGGGAAACUCAGACAAAAACUCCGUUGUUGCUCCAGGUUUCUCUUGCCCUUCUGACAGGUGUAGAGUUGCUGUUUUUGAGCCAGUAUUUAACUAAUGUUUUUAACCUGUGUCUUUUGUUUUUGUUUUUGUUUUUGAGACAGGGUUUGUCUGUGUAGCCUUGGCUGCCCUGGAACUCAAUCUGUAGACCAGGCUGGUUUUGAACUCAGAGUUCUCCUGCUUCUGCCUCCCAAAUGCUGGGAUUAAAGAAAGGCAUGUGCCACCACUACCCAGCUAACCCAUGUCUUAAAGGAUAUUUGUUGUGUUUAUUUUUCAUGUUGGAGCAAUCUCUUUGGAAGUACCAUUCCUUUCUUUCGGGGUUAAUUACCACAGGCUUUGAUGUUGUGUCAACACAGGGUAGUAUAUUUUUGCCAGAGGGACCAAAUAUGAAGAGGCAGAUCGUGUCGGAUUUGGAUCUGCACCGGGUGAAUGAGUGGAGGCUGUGGGCCCUUUUUCUAACCUUUCACAGAAGUGGAUUUUCUCACUGAAAUCAGUGACCAGGUUUGAACCCCUCCCCUAACAUACACACACACACACACACACACACACACACACACACACACACACACACACACAGUGAAGGGAACGAGGCUUAGGAGACAUUGGUCGUAUUUCAGUACCAGCACAGCUGGUAAGUGCUGAGGGAACCACAGUUGGCCCUCCACUCAAGAUGUGCUUUACUUGGAAGGUCCUCCUAGAGCCAGUCAGGAUUGUGAGGAAACAGCCCUGGGAGAUGAGGUAGUAUAGGAUGCUGACUACAGAGACAGGAUGCUGCUGGUGGCGAUUUGAGCUCUGGACAUGGCUAUUUUGUUGGAUUGUAUGGAGGUCAGGUCAUCACAGGGCAGAAAUGUUGUUUCUCCUGAGUAGUGUUCUGUGUGACUUCCCUCUCCGGAGCCUGUGUCUGUGUAUGGUUUGAAAUACUGCUGUCUCGGGGACCCAGCAGCCAUGUGACUGGCCAUGUGACCAUGUGUAGGCAGGAGGCCAUCUUUGAGAACAGCCGUCUCUAGACUGCCUGCCUGCUUACUUUAUAUGGGCCUCAUACUGGGACUGUCAUCUAAGCUCUGCGCAGAGGUCUUUACUCUGUGACACCCUUUUCCUCUGGAAACAGCAUCAUCCCUGCUCUACGCCUCGAAGCCUGCAAACUGAAGUUAGGAUCCAGUCCAAACCAAUAGAACUGUCCUAGAAUUUGGCUCCCUGAGGUGAAGGUUUUGAGUGACUCCAGUUAACCCGAUGGCAGACUCAACUGUCAAAAGCUGGCUCUACUAAUUAUACAGCUAAUGCUGCAAGCAGUGUGGAGCUGAUGGAGGUGGGCUACCAAGGAGAUGAGUGCUUGUGUCACCAUGGAAACUGGAGUGUGUGAGGCCACAGCCCAUGAGAAAGAGCCUUGGAGCAUGCCUCUGGGAUGCUGUAGGAAGGGCAGUCUGUCACCCAAGGUCUUUCAGCAAGGCUAGUCUGUGCUUGUUCCAUGUGCUCGCUCACUGACCCCAAAAAGGUUUCUUAAGAGAGGGUUGUACCUGUUUGUUACUUUUGAUUAUUUUUCAUAUAUGUGUAAUAUAAAGAAACUAUCAUAUAUAUUGUUUUUAUAUUCAUGUAAUAUUCUGAAAUUAAAUUUCUGUUUCAUA
Molecule: messenger RNA, 5252 nt
Organism: Mesocricetus auratus (golden hamster)
Lineage: Eukaryota; Metazoa; Chordata; Mammalia; Rodentia; Cricetidae
Gene: Arhgap19
Product: Rho GTPase activating protein 19
Exons: 12
Coding region: 56-1540 (494 amino acids)
Biological process (GO): regulation of small GTPase mediated signal transduction; signal transduction
Cellular component (GO): cytoplasm
Molecular function (GO): GTPase activator activity
Source: RefSeq, a predicted model, not a curated record